Pyrenophora tritici-repentis Pt-1C-BFP is the source of this 1041-nucleotide messenger RNA. RefSeq lists its product as uncharacterized. Lineage: Eukaryota; Fungi; Ascomycota; Dothideomycetes; Pleosporales; Pleosporaceae. The record is from RefSeq and is a predicted model, not a curated record.
AUGGAUCAACAAACUCUACCAACGACUGCUCCGGCGGUGGGCGCUGUGGCGUUCGACCCUAAGGAGCACCUUAUCUACAAGGAUACACCGGCGACCCAUACUAUGCGAGAGAUUGGUCAGCGCGAAGAUAUCGGUAUCUCACGUGUUGCUGUCACUGAGCCUUUCGCUCUAUUCUCUCCUGCAGCAAUUCAGAUCAUGCGUUCCGAGAUCGCCCAGCCCGAGGUGGUGCAGAAGCAUAGCUUCAGCAGCAACAUUGCGGCCAACCAGCUUCGUGGAUAUGCUCGGGAUUACGCCCCAUUCACCUACGCGGCUUGGAACCAUCCUGAGACAGCGGCCAUUGUUUCCAAGCUGGCCGGCAUCGAACUAGUUCCGUGGGGAGACUACGAGAUUGCACAUAUCAACCUUUCCUCCAAGUCCCAACAGCAGGUCGAGGCCGAGCUCAAGGAAUUUCACCAAGCCGAACAUGAUGCAGACGAGGGAAUCGAAGUGCAUGUCAAGGAGAAGCCAAUUGUCGGCUGGCACAAGGACUCAUACCCUUUUGUCUGCGUCCUGAUGAUGUCUGAUGUCACUGGCAUGAUCGGCGGCGAGACGGCUCUGCGCACUGCCAACAACGAAGUGAUCAAGGUCCGUGGUCCUAGCCAAGGUAGCGCAGUCAUCCUCCAGGGCCGCUACAUCACGCACCAGGCACUUCGUGCUGUGGGUGCAAAGGAGCGCAUCACUGCUGUCACGUCUUGGCGUCCUCGUUCACCUUUUACCCGCGACGAUUCUGAGCUACGCACAGUUCGAGGCAUCUCGGAUCUGAGCGAGCUCUACUAUGACUUUGCCCAGUAUCGACUGGAGAUUUUGGAGGCUCGCAUUCGCCACUCAGCUGAGGAGAUGCGUGCUCAUCGUAGGGAGGGCAAGAAGUUCAACACGACUAAUCACAAGACCCUUCUCAAGGAUCUGUAUGAAUUUCUAAAGCAUACUGACGAUGAGAUUGUUGAAGAGGAGCAGGUUCAGAAGGGUGCCGUUGAGGGCGAGGAAGACAUUCCAGAUGUCUAA